This is a messenger RNA of Anopheles coluzzii, 2299 nucleotides long. RefSeq names its product apoptosis-inducing factor 1, mitochondrial (gene AIF). The record is from RefSeq and is a predicted model, not a curated record. Gene Ontology annotation, biological process: mitochondrial respiratory chain complex assembly; apoptotic process. NCBI's taxonomy places the organism in Eukaryota, Metazoa, Arthropoda, Insecta, Diptera, Culicidae. Gene Ontology annotation, cellular component: cytoplasm; mitochondrion. The coding region runs from base 160 to 2115 and encodes 651 amino acids. The transcript is spliced from 4 exons. Gene Ontology annotation, molecular function: NAD(P)H oxidase H2O2-forming activity; protein dimerization activity; FAD binding.
CAGCCCCUGCUGGCUAAAGAAACGGAACCGAACAGGCGAAGAAGGCAAACGUUGAAAGAGCGCGAAGCGGAAUCGAACGAACCGUGCAGUUGUGUUGAGGAGGAAGGUCCAAAUUCUAGUACGAUCGUUACGCCAUGUGACGAAAGCCGGAGGCUUCCGAUGAUGGGCGAGUUGAUACAGUUUCCGAACGAUCCGAGCCCUUAUCCGGCACCGCCGAGGCGGCAUAUUCCGAUCAAUAGAUUUUUCCAGCCGAAAACGGUUCAAACAGUGCCGGAUCCCGUUCUUUCUUCCUGUGAAAAGUGCGAACGUGAAGAAGAAGAAGAAGAACACGUUGUGCAAGAGCAAACGGAACAAAAAGCUAUUGCCACUACGGGUGGACCAACCUGCCCGCCACCACCACCACCGCCCCCGAAACCAUCCUACACGGGUUACAUACUCGGUGCGAUCGCCCUCACAGCCGGUGGCCUUGGCCUUGCGUACUACAACGGUCUCUUCGAUGGACCACCACCACCAACCCCCGUAGACGACACAAAGGAAGAUGCAGACCGAAAGAAGCGCACCUAUCCCGCUUCCUCCAAGGAUCUUCCCAAGCACGUCCCUUACCUGCUAGUCGGUGGCGGAACGGCUAGUAUUGCCGCGUUCCGUGCGAUCCGUGUACACGACCCGAAAGCAAAGGUGAUGAUGAUUACCAACGAGCUCGAAAUGCCCUACAUGCGUCCACCGCUCUCGAAGGAGCUGUGGUUUAACUCGACCGAAGCGGAGCCGCUCAAAUUCCGCCAGUGGAACGGUAGCGAACGAAGCAUCUUCUACGAGCCGAACGAUUACUACAUCGAUCCGAGCAAGCUGAGCGACGCACCGAACGGCGGCGUGGCUGUGGCACGCGGCUACGAAGUGCACCGGCUGGACGUGGUCAACCGGAAAGCGAUCCUCACCGACGGUACGGAAAUAUCGUACGACAAGUGUUUGAUCGCAACCGGAGCGAGGCCCAAGAAUUUGCCCAUCUUUGAAUCGGCACCACGGGCUGUGCGGGAACGUGUUACGCUUUUCAAGAGUGUGUACGAUUUUGAGCAGCUCUCAUCACAGCUACAGGAUGGCAACCGGGUAGCGAUCGUGGGGGGAGGCUUCCUCGGGAGCGAGCUGGCCUGUGCACUUUCCAAGUCGGAACAAACGCGCAAGAAAAAGGUGGAAGUGUUCCAGCUGUUCCACGAGGGCGGCAAUAUGGCCAAGGUGCUGCCCGAGUAUCUGAGCAGCUGGACGACGGAACGGUUGCGCGAAGAGGGCGUUAAGGUGUGGCCAAAGACGCAAGUGAAGGCGGUCGAAAUGCAAGGCUCGAAACUGAAGCUUACGCUCAUGGAUGACAGUGUGCUGCUGGUGGACCGGGUCAUCGUUGCGGUCGGCUCGGAACCGAACACAGAUCUAGCCAAAACGUCCGGGCUGGAGGUGGACAGCAAGAAUGGAGGAUUUUUGGUCGAUGCCGAGCUGCGUGCCCGAUCGAACGUGUUUGUGGCCGGGGAUGCGGCCUGCUUCUACGAUACAAAGUUCGGACGGCGAAGGGUAGAACAUCACGAUCAUGCCAUCGUUUCUGGACGGCUGGCGGGAGAGAAUAUGGUUGGACUAAAUAAACCCUACACACAUCAGAGCAUGUUCUGGUCGGAUCUUGGCCCUCGGAUUAGCUACGAAGCGAUCGGGCUAAUUGAUUCUUCCCUUCCAACGGUGGCCGUGUUUGCGAAACGAACAGCAGAGGAAAUGUCCCGAGCGUCAGCGGCGGCGGCGGCAGCCGUUACCGCCGGCAGCACUGACUCGGAAAAGCUGCAGGCAGCCAACGCUAACGUGAAUGUGGACGUGAAAAACGUGCCCGCUGCAGGAGAGCCAGCGAAAGAACAAAGCAAAGAACAGCAGGAGCCGGAAGAUAGCUUCGACAAGGGUGUAAUAUUUUACCUACGAGAUAAGAAGGUGGUCGGUCUGGUGCUGUGGAACGUGUUUAAUCGUAUGGGAACGGCGAGAAAGAUUCUGGACCAGCACACCGAAUACGACGAUCUCAAUGAGGUGGCGAAACUGUUCAAUCUGCACGAUCGACGCACGGAGAGCGAGGAGCUUGAAGCGGCGGAGCAAUAGUCAGUAUGGGAAGUUGUUUAACAGCGCACAUUGAAGCGCAGUCUGAAGGUCCGGGCUUGCGGGAGGGAAGGAAGUAUUGUUAAAAUCGAACAGUAGUGGACAAGCAUUUGCGAUAAUAAUGUACGGUUAAGCUUAAAGAAAUACAAAUUCCCGUGUUCACACCGAUAGGCGUACAUAUUACAUA